Messenger RNA from Cicer arietinum (chickpea), 1328 nucleotides. Its product is annotated as isoflavone-7-O-methyltransferase 9. NCBI's taxonomy places the organism in Eukaryota, Viridiplantae, Streptophyta, Magnoliopsida, Fabales, Fabaceae. Gene Ontology annotation, molecular function: protein dimerization activity; O-methyltransferase activity. The record is from RefSeq and is a predicted model, not a curated record.
AAGCUAGCUUAUUAUAAAUUACAACAAUAGAACCAAAUUUUUGAAACAUCACCAAAUCACAAUACAAUAAAAAAUAAUUUGUAACAAGAAUGUCUAAUUCAUUAAUCAAUGGCCACAAUCCAAGAGAGAUUUUCCAAGCACAAGCUUUAUUAUACAAACACAUAUUUGCCUUCAUAGAUUCCAUGUGUCUAAAAUGGACGGUUGAGAUGAACAUACCAAACAUAAUCCACAAUCAUAACAAACCCAUUACACUUUCAAACUUAGUUUCAAUUCUUCAAGUUCCAUCUUCCAAAAUUGGUAAUGUUCAACGUCUCAUGCGUUACCUUGCACACAAUGGAUUCUUUGAGAUAAUAACAAAUCAAGAAGAAGAAAAUGAAGAAUCCUAUGCUCUCACUGUUGCUUCUAAGCUUCUUGUUAAAGGCUCUGAUCUUUGUUUAGCUCCAAUGGUUGAAUGUGUUCUUGAUCCAACUCUUUCAGGUUCAUAUCAUCAAUUGAAAAAGUGGAUUUAUGAGGAAGAUUUAACACUUUUUGGUGUCACUUUAGGAUCUGGAUUUUGGGAUUUUCUUAAUAAAAAUCCUGAAUAUAAUAAAUCAUUUAAUGAAGCAAUGGCUAGUGAUUCAAAAAUGAUAAAUUUGGCAUUGAGAGAUUGUAAUUUGGUUUUUGAGGGGUUGGAAUCAAUGGUGGAUGUUGGUGGUGGAACUGGAACAACGGCUAAGAUUAUUUGUGACACAUUUCCUAAGUUGAAAUGUGUUGUUUUUGAUAGGCCACAAGUUGUUGACAAUUUAUGUGGAAGCAAUAAUUUGAGUUAUGUUGGUGGGGACAUGUUUUCUUCUGUUCCUAAUGCUGAUGCUGUUUUACUUAAGUGGAUUUUACAUAAUUGGACUGAUAAGGAUUGCAUAAGGAUACUUGAGAAAUGUAAGGAAGCUGUUACAAGUAAUGGGAAAAAAGGAAAAGUGAUUGUGAUAGAUAUGGUGAUAAAUGAAAAGAAAGAUGAGAACCAAAUUACUCAAAUAAAGCUCCUUAUGGAUGUGAACAUGGCAUGUCUUAAUGGAAAAGAGAGAAAUGAGAAAGAAUGGAAGAAACUUUUCAUUGAAGCAGGCUUCCAAGACUAUAAGAUAUCUCCUUUGACUGGAUUUUUGUCUCUUAUGGAAAUCUAUCCUUAAAUAGUAGUGCUUUGUGAAUUUGUGAUCUAUUUAAUAUUUUACAUGUUAUAAACCAUUACUGUUUUGAUCUAUUUAAUAUUUAAUAUUAGAAGAUUCUGGUAAAUUCAUAGAUCGAAUAAUAUUUGCUCUAUAAAUAAUAAAUUAGUGAUCAUUUUAUGAAUUAAA